Molecule: messenger RNA, 1440 nt
Organism: Jatropha curcas
Lineage: Eukaryota; Viridiplantae; Streptophyta; Magnoliopsida; Malpighiales; Euphorbiaceae
Product: Radical SAM superfamily protein
Biological process (GO): lipoate biosynthetic process
Cellular component (GO): mitochondrion; chloroplast
Molecular function (GO): lipoate synthase activity; 4 iron, 4 sulfur cluster binding
Source: RefSeq, a predicted model, not a curated record
GGACUGCACUGGUGCAACAACCCAACCACAUGUGGAGUGGCGUGGAGGCGGAGAAUUCAAGGCCACCGACUUGACGGCCUGUACAUCUACUACACUUUGUACCCUAUGAAACAUCUCCUGCUAACCUUAACUUUUUUCUUCAACAAUGAUGGAGAUUGCCCUUUCCAAUCCUUCAAUCUCCAUCCCCAAAUACUUCCAUUUCUCUUCCCCUCUUUCUAAUUGCAAAUACUCCCCUGCUUCAAGAAUUCGAUGCCAAUCUGUAGAUUCAUCCAAUACUGCCGUUGCGAAGAAGGGAAUGAUGGGCCCACAUACGGGCAGAGAUCCCAAUGUGAAUAAGCCUGAUUGGUUGCGGAAGAGAGCUCCUCAAGGGGACAGGUUUCAAGAGAUCAAACACACUCUCUCUCAUUUGAACCUCAAGACCGUUUGCGAGGAAGCUCAAUGCCCCAACAUUGGGGAGUGCUGGAAUGGAGGCGGGGAUGGUAUUGCGACUGCUACUAUUAUGCUUCUUGGAGAUACCUGUACUCGCGGCUGCAGAUUCUGCGCCGUUAAAACCAGCAGAAAUCCUGCACCCCCUGAUCCUAUGGAGCCUCUAAACACUGCUGAAGCAAUUGCAAGCUGGGGUGUGGAUUAUAUAGUUCUAACAAGUGUAGAUCGUGAUGAUCUUCCUGAUGGUGGAAGUGGACAUUUUGCUCAGACUGUUCAAGCUGUGAAGAAACUCAAACCUGAUAUCAUGGUUGAGUGUUUAACCUCUGAUUUUCGGGGAGACUUAGAUGCUGUAGAAGCUUUGGUACAUUCGGGAUUAGAUGUCUUUGCUCACAACAUUGAGACUGUGAAACGGCUCCAACGAAUUGUUAGAGACCCUCGAGCUGGGUAUGAACAAAGUUUAUCAGUUUUGAAACAUGCAAAGCUCACUGAAGAGGGAAUGAUUACAAAAUCUUCUAUAAUGUUAGGUCUCGGUGAAACUGAUGAUGAAUUGAAGGAAGCUAUGGCCGAUUUAAGGGCAAUAGAUGUUGACAUUUUGACACUUGGACAAUAUUUACAGCCAACUCCAUUACACUUGACUGUCAAAGAGUACGUUACACCGGAGAAAUUUGCUUUCUGGAAGGAAUAUGGGGAGUCUAUUGGAUUUAGAUAUGUGGCCAGUGGUCCUCUGGUACGGUCCUCAUAUAGGGCAGGGGAACUGUUUGUUAAGACAAUGGUGAGAGAAAUGGCCAGUGCCACUGCUGCCAAAACCUAGUGUUUUGCCAUUGGUUAUGGCUUUGGGCACUAUACUUGAAAUCUAAAUUUGCUUGCCGUGAACUUUGUAUAAAAAUUUUUGGCGUAACUUUGAGCAUUUAGCAAGUUUGUAAUUGUAAUGAGAGUCUUUAUUCUUUGAUAUCGGGAUGUAAUGCUAUUUGAUGUCGUAAUGGUAUGCUAAAAUUGCAAGUGGAAUUUCCAUCA